AAGCGCCAGACAGGGACUUGUGUCGUUGUCUCCUCAUUCUACCUUUCUAUCACUUUCUAAAACGUCUCUUAUCCUUUCGCUUUCUGAUAUCACUUCACCAUGGAUUUCUCAGCAAUGAACCCAGCAGAGCAGGCUCAGAUGAACAGGAUCAUUGAAAAGAAACAGAUGCAAGAUUUCUUGAGGAUGUAUUCGAACCUUGUGGAGAAAUGUUUUACAUCAUGCUGCAACGACUUCACCAGCAAAGCCCUGUCGUCGAAGGAGGAGCAAUGCAUGACCAACUGCGCAGAUAAGUUCUUGAAACACUCAGAACGAGUAGGGGCCCGCUUCGCAGAACAGAAUGCAGAGGCCAUGAACGCACCCCCUUCUUAGUCUUAAAAGUAUCCAGGCCGCGCUUAUGUCUGAGUUGCUGUCCUAUCGUAUAUUUAUUUAAUAGAACAUCGCAUCGCAUCGCUUCCC
This is a messenger RNA of Stereum hirsutum FP-91666 SS1, 456 nucleotides long. RefSeq names its product chaperone. Lineage: Eukaryota; Fungi; Basidiomycota; Agaricomycetes; Russulales; Stereaceae. The record is from RefSeq and is a predicted model, not a curated record. The coding region runs from base 100 to 369 and encodes 89 amino acids. The transcript is spliced from 4 exons.